Cajanus cajan (pigeon pea) is the source of this 1236-nucleotide messenger RNA. Its product is annotated as peroxidase 3. Gene Ontology annotation, biological process: hydrogen peroxide catabolic process; response to oxidative stress. Gene Ontology annotation, molecular function: peroxidase activity; heme binding. NCBI's taxonomy places the organism in Eukaryota, Viridiplantae, Streptophyta, Magnoliopsida, Fabales, Fabaceae. The record is from RefSeq and is a predicted model, not a curated record.
CACAGAAGUGAGCAAAGGAUUUAAAGAUGAAUACAAGAGUUUUUGUUGUGGCUUGUUUGGCAGUGUUCUGUAUCCUAGAGGUUUGUCAAGGAGGAGACCUCAGAAAGAAAUUUUACAGGAAAUCAUGUCCUGAUGCCGAGGAGAUUGUAAGGACCAAAAUCCAGACACAUGUCUCUGCAAGGCCCGAUUUGCCUGCCAAGUUGAUUAGAAUGCAUUUUCAUGACUGUUUUGUCAGGGGUUGUGAUGGCUCGGUUUUGCUGGACUCCACUGCCACCAACACUGCAGAGAAGGAUGCCAUACCCAAUUUAUCUUUGUCUGGCUUUGAUGUCAUAGAUGACAUUAAAGACGCAUUGGAGACAAAAUGCCCUGGAAUUGUAUCUUGUGCUGACACACUAGCAUUGGCAGCUAGGGACGCUGUUUCUGUCAAAUUUAAUCAGCCUACGUGGGAAGUGCUCACCGGUAGAAGAGAUGGCACAGUAUCCCUAAGUAGUGAAGCCCUAGCCAAUCUGCCAGCACCUUUCUUCAACUUCACUCAGCUCAAACAAAGCUUUGCUAAUAAAAAGCUUACUGUGCACGACCUGGUUGUGCUAUCAGGAGCACACACAAUUGGGAUAGGUCAUUGCAACUUGUUCAGUAACAGACUUUUCAACUUCACUGGAAAAGGUGAUCAAGAUCCUUCUUUGGAUCCCACUUAUGCCAACUUUUUGAAGACAAAAUGUCAGGGUCUGAGUGACACCACCACAACAGUAGAGAUGGAUCCAAACAGCUCAAACACCUUUGACAGUGACUAUUACUCUAUCCUUCUCCAGAACAAGGGUCUGUUCCAAUCAGAUGCAGCCCUUUUAACAACUAAGAUUUCAAGAAACAUUGUCAACGAAUUGGUCAAACAAAACAAGUUCUUCACAGAGUUUGGGCAGUCAAUGAAGAGAAUGGGAGCCAUUGAGGUCCUCACAGGUUCGGCUGGGGAAAUUAGGAAGAAGUGCUCUGUUGUCAACUCUUAAUUAAGACUUGUUUACUUGUUUUAAUUUCCUAUGUUUCUAUUUCUACAUUUUUUUUUGUCACAAUUUAAUGCGGGUUGGCAAGCCGUUAAAUUCAAAAUUUCUUUUGUUAUAUGCCUUCAAAUUGGAGUGAGAAAUUUUAAGAAAAAAUAAAGUGAUGUACUAAUCUGUUGUUGCUUACAAAUCAUUAUUAGUAAGUUGUUGAUUUUUAUAAUAAAAAUAAUAAUUUUUUUAUUAA